AUGGAAUUAUAUCAAUAUUUUAAUCAAAUCAAUGAUAGUAUAUAUAAACCAAAUGGACAAGCAUUGACAGAUUUGUUAUCAUUGAGCGAGUUGAUAGCAGUGACGAUCAACAAUCAUCCCAACAACCCAUUUGUCAAGAUAUUCAAUGCAUCACAGACAGCAAAGAACAACACCAAGAUACAACAACUCAAAAAGAUCGACCAACUCGUACGCAAGGCACACGACAUUGAUUCAACCGUACAAAACAAAUUACAACAAUCAUCACUCAACGAAUCACAGUAUCAAGCCUACUGUGAAAUCGUCUCUCAUCGUCUUCGUACCAUCACUUUGAUCUUUGAUCAAAAUUAUUCUGAAGCAUUUAAUGAAUUUUCAAAAUCAGUAGAAUCAUUUAUAAGAGUAUUUGAAUCAUGGUCAAUACCGGUAAUGUAUAAAUAUUGUUAUGAUAUUAGAAUGUUGGCAAAAUUGGCAACUAUCAAUGGAUCGGCAACAGUUGAUGCAUCUGGAAAAAAGAAUGAUUACUAUGAAGAUGCGAGUAGAUUGCUAAGUAGAUGUUUCCAAAGUGCAACAGGUGAUAGAUCUGCAGUCAUGGAACAAUCAAAAAAGCGUGCAUCACUUGGCAUCAUCAACCAACUCUUUCAAAUCUAUUUCAAACUCAACAACCUAAAGUUGUGUAAAAAUCUGAUCAAAGCCAUUGAAAGUCCUGGUUUCCCAUCACUCGAAACCUAUCCUCCUCAACAAUUAAUCACCUAUAAAUUCUUUGUUGGUAGAUUGGCUGCAUUUGAAGGAAACUUUAAAAAGGCUCAACAAGAUCUUUUAUCUGCAUUUAACAAAUGUCCUCCAAAUAUUCCAAAAAACAAAAAACUAAUAUUAUUAUAUUUAAUUCCAAUGCAAUUGGCACAAUGUAAAUUCCCAAAAAAAGGAUUAUUACAACAAUAUAAUUUACAUCAAUUUAUUGGCAUUGUCGAUGGAAUGAAAAAUGGAAACAUUAAACAAUUCAAUCAAUGUUUGGCAACCAAUCAAAAUUAUUUUAUUUCAAAAGGUCUCUAUUUGAUUUUAGAGAAAUUAAAGAUUAUUGUCUAUAGAAAUCUUUUCAAGAAAAUAUAUUUAAUUACUGUUAGUAUGAAUGCAAAUAGUAAUGCAAAAUCACGUGUACCAAUUCAAAAUUUUGUGGCAGCAUUAAAGUGGGCAGAAAAUGAAACAGUCGAUGUAGACGAGGCAGAAUGUAUCAUAUCAAAUCUUAUCUUUGAUGGGUACAUUAAAGGUUAUAUAUCACAUAAAGUUGGUCUAAUUCUAAGUCCAAAUAAUCCAUUCCCAAAACUUCCAUUGAAUUAUAUUAAGUAUUUGUCGAUUGUUAUAAAUUGUGAUGAUAUCUAUCGAUCCGUUGGAUGUGAUUUUGAAUGUUAA
Messenger RNA from Cavenderia fasciculata, 1404 nucleotides. RefSeq names its product proteasome component region PCI domain-containing protein. Lineage: Eukaryota; Evosea; Eumycetozoa; Acytosteliales; Cavenderiaceae. Gene Ontology annotation, molecular function: RNA binding; double-stranded DNA binding. The transcript is spliced from 7 exons. The coding region runs from base 1 to 1404 and encodes 467 amino acids. Gene Ontology annotation, biological process: poly(A)+ mRNA export from nucleus; post-transcriptional tethering of RNA polymerase II gene DNA at nuclear periphery; transcription elongation by RNA polymerase II. The record is from RefSeq and is a predicted model, not a curated record. Gene Ontology annotation, cellular component: transcription export complex 2.